GGUGCUGGUGCUGCUGCUGCUGCUGCGGUAGUAUGGCUGCUGCUGCCGCCGCGUCUCCAGCCGAUAAAGAAAGAUUCAUCUGCAUUUAUCCAGCAUAUUUGAAUAACAAGAAGACAAUAGCAGAAGGAAGAAGGAUACCUAUAGACAAAGCUGUUGAAAACCCUACAUCUACAGAAAUCCAGGAUGUAUGUGCAGCAGUUGGAUUCAAUGUGCUAUUAGAGAAAAAUAAGAUGUAUCCUAGAGAGUGGAACAGAGACGUGCAGUACAGAGGCAGAGUACGAAUCCAGCUCAAACAAGAUGAUGGCAACCCAUGUUUACCUCAGUUUCCAACACGUAAAUCGGUGAUGCUUUACGCUGCAGAAACUAUUCCCAAACUGAAAACGAGGACCCAAAAGAUGGGAGGUAGCGAUCAAAGCCUUCAACAAGGAGAAGGAGGCAAGAAGGGUAAAGGGAAGAAAAAGAAGUGAACUUGCAUCAGGAAUAAUCAUAGUGUCGCAUAGGACAAAUGUGGAUGGAUACAUGACUUGCUGCAACUUUGAAGAAAAAGAGACAAGGAAGAAGCGUCCAGGUGAAGCUGACAUGAACUGCCUGCUUUUCUCAGAGCUGGAAUGCAUGUAGCUGCCUCACCUCUGUGUCACAAUAAACCCAUCUUAACACACAACUUGCAAGCCUGACGCUGGCAUCCACUUCCACAGGUGGAAGAAGAACAUGGGGGGGGCGGGAGGUGGGGAAGAGAGAAUUGCUCUUUCCAGGAGAAAUAUGCAGCUUUUGAUAAGUAAAUAUGCAGACUAGAUAUCUGAAAACUGAUUGCCUUAGUAAACCUUUUAUCUAUGCUAGUGAAGUGCUUGUCUUAAUUCUGGAGGGUGUUUGUCACUAAUAGGAAAACAUGAAGCAAUGAAGCUGCGGCUCUGUAAACUUCCCUGGCUGAUAACCUUUCACUACUGUCACGUCUACUAAUAAAGGUCACAUGUUAAUUUAAA
Colius striatus (speckled mousebird) is the source of this 980-nucleotide messenger RNA. It is a transcript of the gene SRP19, whose product is annotated as signal recognition particle 19. Gene Ontology annotation, molecular function: 7S RNA binding. The record is from RefSeq and is a predicted model, not a curated record. The transcript has 5 exons. Gene Ontology annotation, biological process: SRP-dependent cotranslational protein targeting to membrane; SRP-dependent cotranslational protein targeting to membrane, signal sequence recognition. NCBI's taxonomy places the organism in Eukaryota, Metazoa, Chordata, Aves, Coliiformes, Coliidae. Gene Ontology annotation, cellular component: signal recognition particle, endoplasmic reticulum targeting. The coding region runs from base 33 to 467 and encodes 144 amino acids.